UGAUCUCACUAGCCUCGAUGCUACUGUACCACCCCAGCACACAAUAGCAAAGAAUAGUGUGCUGCUACAACACUGAUAAAACUGAUAUUAGAUAUUCAGGAGCCUGUUGCACACACACACACACACACACACACACACACACACACUAAAAGAUCCAAAUCUCCUCAGGGAGGAUAGUGUGCUCUCACACUGCCUGAAGAGGGCGCCAGUGUGAUGUGACCAGGCCUGUUUUUAUUGCUGUCAGACCCCAAGGCGCUUGUAUGAGCUCAUUCUCUCCGCUUCCUCUGUUGGUAACUUUGACAGGGUGCCUCCUUUUCCUCCAGUAGGAUACCACCAGCUCAGAUAAGGGCAUCUACACGUACAUUUCUUAUUUCUAAGCAACAGAACAGCAAAACAGAACUAGACACUAGACAGUUUGCCCUUCUCUCCUCCUCUCUACUUCCACCCUUAUUACACAUUCACCUUGACAACAGUGUCCACAAGGUCAAAUAAAACAAAAUUAGAUAAAAUAAGACAUAACAAAAUAUAACAAAAUAUAACAUGAGAGACAUUACGUAGGCGAGUACCCACAGGGCGUAUUGUUGUGGUUACAGCAGUGAGUCUACAUCAAGUCUGAGUCAAUCAAUAGAAUUGAAUAUAUCUUUCUAUCUAUCUAUAAGACAGUGGUUAAACAUGUUGCACAGUGUAGAUAUUUAAUUGCAGAUUGAGAGAGUCCUUAUGGUCAAUAUAGGGUUGGCAUAACUUAAUGAGCUGAUCGUAUCUGCUUCUCAGAACAUGUUAUUUUCUCCAAAGGGCAAUCUGAUUUCCAUGUUAGAGCUAUACGUUUUCUUGCAACAGGAAGUGCAUUCUUAAUAUAUUUCAAGUUUUGCAAGUAAACAUAACUCAGGCCCUGUUGUAUCUUCGCACACAGCCAUGUAACAUGUGAAAAGUACCCUCUGCUGUGCCACAUCUAAGACACAUCAGUGUAAAUGCAAAAAGUACAGAGGGAACUCCAUCACACAGUUUUCCUUUAAGUGUUAACAUUUCUUGAAACAAUGGAGGCAAGACAAGGAAUAUUCCUGUCCCACCCGGGGAUUCCCAUGAAAAAAAAGUGUUGCGCCAGCCCAUGAAGCACACACCCAAAGCAGGUGGAGCCAAAACAGCAGGAUAGGACAAGCUGCAGACUUUUAUAGAGGAGAGCUCCGAUAUGAAAGUACAUUAUCACAAGGGCCAGCCUGUUAAGGAGACACGUUAUUCAGCCUUGACCAACAAGAGUGAAAACAGACUGAUAAUUGGAUAUUCAUCAUGGAGAUCAAUCGUGUACUGAGUGGAGAUCAGAUUGACUUUCUCUCUACUGAGUACAUCGUGUUACUAAUUCCCAGUGUGAUUGGGAGUUUUUCUGUCCUGGCGGUUUCCAUAUGGAAAUGGAGACGUUUACACCAACAGGUACACCUCCUGGUGCAGCUCGCCCUGGCAGACCUCCUGGCUGCUCUGAUCCUGAUAUCCACCAGUAUCAUGAACAAAGUCAGCACUGAAAACAGCAUGUUUGUCUGCCAAUACCUCCUGCCGCUGUCACUGACAUUUUAUUUGAUUUCAUUUCUGCUGGUGGUGCUUUAUGCAUGGAAGUCCAAGAACGCAUUCCAAGGUUGGAGAGCAAGACCCACAGAGGACGAACGGGGACAGAGUCGGAGUAGAAGGAAAAUAGUCACUAUACCUGUCUAUGCCUUUGUUUGGUUGAUCCCCAUGGCAUUAUACUUAGCAUAUGUGCUCACUCCCUUCAUAAAACCUACUUUGCUGUUUCCAGUCACUGACCGAUCAUUGAUCCUCCCUAAUAAUACCAAAUACUGCACCAGUUGUAUCUUGUUCUUGCACAUCUGGAGGGAUUCCUGCUCUGUCACUGAGAGACUGCAUGACAUUUUUAUCAUAGUUUUUCUUAUCCUCAUCGUGAUACCAGUGAUGUUGUCCUGCGCUGUCAUUUACUAUAAGGUUGGUAAAUGGUAUGAAAGACAUGAGCAGGAAGGACUUUUUCCUGUGGAGGGAGAUGGACGUUCAAGGAGGAGAUUCAAAAGAAUGAUUUCGACAGCAAGAAAUAUGGUGAUGGUCAUCUUGUUCUGCUGGACACCAGCUCUUGUCCUCAUUCUGCUGUCUACUCUGAUGAUGUGGACAACCAUUGAACAACGCAGCCUAUUUGGCAUUUUUGCAAUACAGGCUGCCAGUGUGUCCCUGCAAGGCUUCCUGAACAGUAUGGUUUACGCCUGGAGGCGGCCCAACUUCACGGAGGCCGUUCUUGGGGAGAAUACACCCCUGGUGGCACAUGACCGCCUGGCCUUCUUUGAGGAAUCACUGAGGAGCUCGUAGUGAUUGUUGACUCUAAACGCAUUCAGAGACAUUGUUGUGCCGCGGGAACAACACUCUGGCCUGAGAAAGACUGACUGCACACCUGCACACUACAUGACUUCGUGUCAAUCAUUGUGAAACACAAAACUAUUUCAUUUGAGGACUGGGGAUGAAAAGAAAUAGAACAAAAAGUUAAAGGAUGUACAAAGAUUCUUUAAAAAACACCAACUGAUGCAGUGUUUUACUCUGCAGCUGCU
Messenger RNA from Epinephelus fuscoguttatus (brown-marbled grouper), 2573 nucleotides. RefSeq lists its product as uncharacterized. Gene Ontology annotation, molecular function: G protein-coupled receptor activity. The transcript is spliced from 12 exons. NCBI's taxonomy places the organism in Eukaryota, Metazoa, Chordata, Actinopteri, Perciformes, Serranidae. Gene Ontology annotation, biological process: adenylate cyclase-activating G protein-coupled receptor signaling pathway. Gene Ontology annotation, cellular component: plasma membrane. Bases 1285 to 2337 code for a protein of 350 amino acids. The record is from RefSeq and is a predicted model, not a curated record.